Parnassius apollo (apollo) is the source of this 1026-nucleotide messenger RNA. Lineage: Eukaryota; Metazoa; Arthropoda; Insecta; Lepidoptera; Papilionidae. The record is from the annotation of a GenBank genome assembly.
AUGAAGCUGGUCACUUUUGCCGCCGUUUUGGCGCUCGCCCAUGCUGCCACAUUGGAAACAAAUAAACUGGAAGAUCUAGAAACAGCAGCUACAGACCAGUUAAAUACCGAUCAAAUUGCUGCACAAUCAAACAAUUACGCUCAAUUUUAUUCAUCACCUCCCAGUACCGUCCAACCAUCAGGUAGCAAUAACUAUGUGCCUUCGUCACCGAGCUACGUACCUAUUCAAAAUGAUCCACCCCAAAAUACAUGGAACAAACCCCAAAAUACAUGGAACAAACCACAAAACAACUAUGUACCUCCACAAAAUAACUAUGUACCUCCACAAAAUAACUAUGUACCUCCCCAAAACAACUGGAAUAACAAUAACAACAAUUGGAAUAACUGGAACAACCAGCAACCACAGAGUCCAGCAACGUCACCAACAACAUCAGUGCCGGUGAUAAAAAAUGAACAAUCUUUUGGAGAUAAUGGCAGCUACAAAUAUGAAUAUGAGAUUGGGGACGGUACUCAUGUCGGUGAACAAGGUUACUUUACAAACUACAAUACUGACAACGAAAGCAUUGUGAAAAAAGGAUGGUAUUCUUUCACUGACAAUGAUGGAAAAGUUUACACCGUUACAUACUGGGCUGACGACACUGGCUACCAUGCUAUGGGAGAUCAUCUUCCAAAACCUCAUCCAAUACCACCCGCGAUUCAGGCAUCGAUAGAACAGAACGCCAAAGAAGAAGCAGCGAAAGCUGAGGCAGAGAAAAAUAAACCUCAACAAAAUAAACCAAUUCAAAACCCCCAGCAAGUUUACUACCCACCACAAACCCAAUACCCUCAACAAGGUUAUAACCCUCAACAAACUCAGAAUCCUCAACAAACAGUUUAUCCUCAACAACCUCAACACACAUAUUAUCCACAACAACAGCAAUCAGAUUACCCUGUACAACAGAAUCAGCAAACAUACUAUCCGCAACAAACACAACAACAACAACAGACUUACUACCCACCAGCAAACUACCCUUCUUAUAGAAAAUAG